This is a messenger RNA of Cooperia oncophora, 831 nucleotides long. The record is from the annotation of a GenBank genome assembly. NCBI's taxonomy places the organism in Eukaryota, Metazoa, Nematoda, Chromadorea, Rhabditida, Trichostrongylidae.
AUGUUCGUAAAACGGGAGCCCAGCUAUCAUACACCUGAUAGCGCUAAUCAAGCGUACGGCUUUUUGCUAAUUCCGUCGACAGAACAAGAACUUCCGGAUGGUGUGCGGAUACGAAAACCUGUGAAGCCGCCACAACCUCUUGCCAAAACACCAUUAAGAUCUCAGCUUCCGCAUGUGGCCUUCUAUAAAAGCGUGCACGUGAAAUGUGCAACUGAAAUGCCCGAUGUCACCUGUUACGGAUAUACAGCUUGGGAUCCAGUUGAAAAAGCAGUGAUUAUUUCAUUUCUUGGCACUGCCACUGGCUUUCAAAUGACCGAUGAAAUACUAAGCUCUGGCCUUCUUCGACAACGGUACCUUUUCAAAUACUUCCAUGAUGCAUUUUUCUUCCUAUGGAAUGGAGGACUCGAGCAACAAGUGCGCACACUCAAAUACCAGUAUCCCGACUAUAAAGUCUACGUGACGGGCCACUCACUUGGAGCAUCCAUCGCUUCAAUAACGGCUGCUUACCUCGUUAAAUGGAAUAUGUGGACGCCAGAGAAACGUUCGUUUAGUCACAUUUGGGCAGCCACGAACCGUUCCCAUACGCGUAUCGUGUCGUUCACCACCGUGACCCUGUACCUCAUAUUCCGCCAAGGCUUGGGCCUGACAGAGUGUUCCAUCACCGAUAUGAAGUAUAACAACAACAUGGCAGUUGGACAACCGUAUACGGUCUGUCAAGAAGCCGAUGGUGAUUAUUGCAGUAAUACGGUAAUAAGCGCCGAAACCUGGGAACACAUGUGGUAUUUCGAUAGAAAUAUUGGUGAAUGGGGUCAGAAAGGAUGCCCAUCAUAA